This is a messenger RNA of Cephus cinctus (wheat stem sawfly), 2457 nucleotides long. RefSeq names its product longitudinals lacking protein, isoforms A/B/D/L. Gene Ontology annotation, molecular function: protein binding. Gene Ontology annotation, cellular component: nucleus. Bases 183 to 1607 code for a protein of 474 amino acids. The record is from RefSeq and is a predicted model, not a curated record. Lineage: Eukaryota; Metazoa; Arthropoda; Insecta; Hymenoptera; Cephidae. Gene Ontology annotation, biological process: regulation of transcription by RNA polymerase II. The transcript has 7 exons.
CGUGCGUCCCGGGUGACUACGUACAGAGUUCGGCCGAUCGUUAACGCGUAGCUCCACGGCCAUUGUGUAAAAAGAACGCUCGGGUAGUGCACGCUGAGGCCGGGUAGCCGGACGCGUAGUUUUUCGUGUGAUAUUUAGAUAGAUUGUGCCAAGAUAGAAAGGAGGAAACGAAGACACAAAAGAUGGAGGACGAUCAGCAGUUCUGCUUAAGGUGGAAUAAUCAUCAGAGUACGCUUGUCCAGAACUUCGAUACCCUCUUAGAGAGUGGCACGUUGGUUGACUGCACCUUGGCGGCGGAGGGGAAGUCUUUAAAGGCCCACAAAGUGGUCCUCUCCGCGUGCAGUCCAUUCUUUGAGGGCCUCCUCAGCGAACACUAUGACAAGCAUCCCGUGUUUAUACUCAAGGAUAUUAAGUUUAAAGAACUCAAAGCCAUGAUGGACUACAUGUAUAAGGGAGAAGUAAAUAUCUCUCAAGACCAAUUGGCAGCGCUCCUCAAGGCCGCCGAGUCCCUGCAAAUCAAGGGUCUCUCGGAAUGUAAAACGAGCGGCAAUAGUGGCGGGGGUGGUUGUGGCGGAAGGAGCGAGCCCAGACCACCGAAAGUCGUCUCACAGCCAACGGCGCCGUCGUUGGACAUUCCCCACCCGUCUUCCGGUCUCACCAUAGAAAAGAACAGCAAAGUUCCUAGGCAAAGUUUGACACAGGUCUCCGUCGGUGAUCUGCCAGAAGACUCCGCCAGUCCCCAGCUUCCCAGAGGGCUCUCCUCCAGGGAAGGCUCGCAAAGUCCGACAAAUGCGAAAAGAAAGAAAAGGUUUCGCGGUAGGAGCCUGGGCGACGACAAUUCCGUUGAAAAUCACGACGCAUCGAACUCGAGUGACAUGCCCCAGCAAAUGGGGGUUUCGUCACUGGCGAUCGCGCCCGUUGCCAACGAAAAGUCACACGCCGACCCCACAGACUCUCUCGGUAGUUCAGUGCUAAUGCAACAGCUGGCCAAACCUGCCGACGAGAUGCUCCAGAUGCCGCUGGAGAAUCAACAGCCUAAUGAUAAUUUGAUAGAACCAAAGUCCGAGUACCUUGAGGAUCCGGAGGAGAGUGUCGAGGAUCUAACCCUCGAUGACGACAUGAACGAUUUAAAUGAGAUGGAACAGGAUACCAACAGAGCUGGCCCUUCACACGAAUCCUCCCAGCACCCUGGUCUAGCCGCGUGGCACGUUACCGGAGACAGAAGUAACGCUGGCGGCGUCGUCGGCUCGGUGGCUGGUGCUCCUGGAACGAACGACGAAGUGUUUCUUGCGGCCCAAGAGGCUGCGCAGGCCCACCGCGACUCCCAAGAUGAACUGGAGCAUUACCCUGUCGUCUACCUGAAGAAGUACAACAAGAAGCGGGAUUUCUAUUACAACCUGAGCACCGGGAAGUUCCAUUGUCCAAAGUGCAACAAUGGUUAUGGGAGGAGGGACACCAUGCUGGGACAUUAUCGGUACGAGUGCGGAAAGGAGCCACGCUUCAAGUGUCCAUAUUGCACACUUUGCAGCAAGAAAACGUCGAAUAUAUAUCAGCAUAUAAGAUGCGUCCAUCCUCAGCAGCAAGUGACCCUGGUAAAGCUCUACUGAUUGGAAGGAGUCCAGAGAGCUUCGAAGAGAGAACGAAGACAAUUUUCAUGUACAUUUUUACCACUUUGACUUUGUAAUUCGAAAGGAGAGAAGAGACUAGAAUUAAUAAUAAGGGCGUGAUACAGCUGGGAUACUGUACAUAACACAUGAAAUAUCGGUACGAUUAUUGAAGAUGAAAUUAAAGAGGAAAUUAUUGAAUAAAUUUAAACUGCGUACAGGAAACAGCUUCGAUCUUUUAAUAUGAAAUUUUUACGUUCCGAAUUCAUGGAAUUUAGUCAAUGAAUAUUAACCGAAGGCGAAGAAUGGCGACAGACGUUAUUUUAUAUUUAAUUGAUACGCUGUCUCUUAUUUUUGCCCUACUUCAUUUUAUUCAGUCUAGUUAAGGAAAUAAUGUAAAUACCAUGUCUUUCUGUGAAAAGCAUGCCAACGUUUUUCUCACGAACUUCUUACGCGCUUACCGUAAGUAAUAUAUCGAAAUCGGUUUCAGAAUUUUGGGCCGGACUUCACGUCGCAGCUGUAGGAAAGAACCUUAAAGGGCCAAUGGACCCUCGUGCAAUUGUUGAUACGCUCAACGUAAACGUCAACCUCGUUCCAGAAUCUCGUACGAAAAAAUAUCAUUGUCCAAAGUGCGCCAAGGCUUUCUCACACAGCUACUCCAUGUACAGACAUUUUAGAUACGAGUGCGACUCGAAACCACGUUAUCAGUGUCCCUAUUGUCUUCACGUUAGUAAAUGGACUCAUGCUAUUUAUAAUCACGUACGAAAGUUACAUCCAGGGCAACAGGUUGGACUGAACAAACUUUACUAGGACAAUACAUGUACAUAAAACAAUAAAAGUGAAAAGCAUUGUU